AUGGUGCUAGCGGCCAUCACGGAGAGGACAAGAUGCAUAAUGAUUCCCAACCUCGCCGGGAGCAAAAUCGAUUGGGCAGAGCUUCGACGUCGGGUGCCGAGCAGCAUCUGGCUCUUCGAAGACUCCUGCGACACCAUCACAUACACUGCAGACUCAGAUGUGUCUGUGAUCUCAUUCUAUGCGUCGCACAUCAUCACCGCAGGCGGUUUAGGCGGCUGCGUGAUGUUCAACAACGAGGAGCUGAAACGGAAAGCUCUGAUGUUCCGAGAUUGGGGCCGGAUCGGAAACAACUCGGAGGACAUGUCGGAGAGGUUUGGCCACCACGUCGACGGCAUUGAAUACGACUUCAAGUUCCUCUACGGCUGCAUAGGCUGGAACAUGAAGGCUUCAGAGAUGAACGCCGCCUUUGGGCUGGCUCAGCUGGACAAGCUGGACCGAUUCAAGGCCAUCCGGCGGCGGAACAUCGCCAGAUACUGCCAGAAUCUCGCGAAGGCAGGAACGCGUUAUGUUCUGCCAGACCGGCCUGACGACUACGAUUGGCUGGCCAUGCCCCUGCUGUAUCACGACCGCAAGGGCGUGCUGCGGUACCUGGAGAGUAACGACGUGCAGAUCCGUGUUUUCUUUGCAGGAAACAUCACACGGCAUCCUGCCUAUCGGCACUAUCUCCAAGCCUUCGAGGGGGCAGAUCAGGUCAUGAAGGAAGGCUUCCUCAUUGGGGCCCACCACGGGCUGGAGCUCAGCGACGUGGAUCGCGUUUGCGCCCUUCUUGUUGAGUAUGACAAAAAGGGUGGCGCUGCUGUGGAGCCACUGAACAAAGCCACGCCUGCGGAGGACAGAGAGAGACUCGGUGAGCCUGGACUUGUGAAAGCUGUGCGGGUCCGGGUGAGCGGAGCGGCAGAGCGUGGACGUCGCCAGGGCCCAGGCGAGGGCGACGCCGAGCUGGGCUGCGCGUCCGCGCGCUGCGCGGAUGUCGAGGCCCUCAAGGCACUUCUUCCGCGCGCCAGCCUUCGCAACGCGCCGUUGUGGAAGGACCGAGGCUUCUCCAACAGCACGAAGGAGGCCAAGGAGAAGCUCAACCGAGAUCCCAGCAACCUGCAGCUGGUCUUCGAACUGGCGAACUCCUAUGCAGAGGACCUCCAGUGGAAGCAAUGCUUUAAUGUGAUAAGCCGCGGCCGUCAUCGAGUGGCAGAGAUGCAGGACGAGCGGUCCAGACUGCUAUUUGCGACGCUGUACGUGGAGGCGGCGAUCCAGUGCAAGGAGUUGGGUCAGGCACUAGACAUCCUCACAGAAGCGGGAGAGCCUCGUGCAGCUGAGCACCUCAGGCUGCAUCUUGUCAGCCUCUGCAACGUGCAUGCGUUGCGCAACGAAAGGGGCCUAGCCCUCAAGGCAUUCCACCGUGCUGUUGCAGACGCCGGCUUCGAUGAAGCACUGGGAGCACUGGCUACGCUGCACGAGAGCUUGCGAAAGACUGACGGAUUCGAGGCCGCACGGCAAGUUGUGCAAAGCAUGGCCGAGGGGCCGGAAGACAGGAUGAAGAUGCAAGCUCUCGACAACCUCCAGUGCGAAACGCUCCAAAGAGACGCCGAACAAAACGAGAGGAACAGCAGCGGGCGGUGCGACGCCUGCUCCCGAAUGCUUCUCCAGCGCUGGCGGAGCCUCAGGGCAUCUCUCGCAAUGUUCUGGAGCAUGCUGCACAACCUUCUGAAGGACGAGCGCUUGGUUUCCGCACCCCCUUUGCCACAGCAAAGGGGUGUGAAAGC
Messenger RNA from Symbiodinium natans, 1760 nucleotides. NCBI's taxonomy places the organism in Eukaryota, Dinophyceae, Suessiales, Symbiodiniaceae. The record is from the annotation of a GenBank genome assembly.